This is a messenger RNA of Labrus bergylta (ballan wrasse), 2459 nucleotides long. RefSeq names its product solute carrier family 10 member 3 (gene slc10a3). The record is from RefSeq and is a predicted model, not a curated record. Gene Ontology annotation, molecular function: bile acid:sodium symporter activity. Gene Ontology annotation, biological process: bile acid and bile salt transport. Lineage: Eukaryota; Metazoa; Chordata; Actinopteri; Labriformes; Labridae. Gene Ontology annotation, cellular component: membrane.
GGAAGUUAAUUUUUUAAAACAAGCCAACUUUACCGUAACCGCUGUGAGCUGCAAAUACACGGCAGCUGAGCUAAGAUGCUCGCAGUUUCCAUCAACAGGGGACAUAAUAGAAAAGUAAGAGCAGAAGAGGCUUUUGUUUGUCGAGACGGACAUUUUACCGUCGUGUAGAGCCCUUCAGGAAGCAGUCAGAGACCUGUGGGAGUGUGUUUUCUGUGUGCCGGGGCGGCUGCUGUUUCGCUCGGCUUGGACAGGACAGGGCGGGGUGAUGUUUAGGUUCCGGUAUAAAGGCAGCGAGAAAAUGGGAAUCAGACGAGAUGUGGAGCCGGCUGUUGACGCUGUCGUUUUUUACCGGAGACUAGAAUGAGAAAUUUACCGUCCUGGUUUAACAGGGCGGUGGUGUAACCGUCUGGGGAGGCCGCUGUCGGGGAGAUUGGUGUCUCUGCGGCGCCACUCCGCCCCCUGUCCGUCAGUAAAAUGAGGACGCUAUUUACAUUCUGUUGUCUCUUCCUUAUUACCCGCGGAGCGGACGAGGCGUGGGCGACCGGAAACCUGACAGUCGAUAGCAGCAACGACAGCAACCUGACGGCCGACAGCAGCAGCAGGUAUAUCAGAAUCGGGGACGGGUCUUCUCAGGAGUUUGAGUUUCCUGAAAACACCAACGGCGUGAUUGUAAUCUCCAGCUGGUACAGGAGCUCGGCUGCCAGCAGGAAGGGCCGUCAGAGCUGGAAGCAGACUGUGAAAGUCCGCUCCCUGGACCCCGAGGUCCUCUCCAUCCUGAAUGUGACGGACAGCGGCCACACAGGAACCGCCAGGAGCUACAUUAUAAGCAUCCGCUCGGGUUUCCCAGGCAAAGCUCAGCUGCAGAUCCAGCUGCUGGACCUGGACCAGGAUUCGGUUCCGGUUCUGAUUGAGGAGAGGACAGAUUACUCCAUCAGAGUGGCUCCUGGAAGUGAUGAUCCGGCCACCCGGCUGAUCCAGUCGGGUGGCCUGUCCCAUUUCUCUGAGAACCCCAUUCUGUUUGCCUUGCUGCCCCUCAUCUUUGUCAACAAGUGUGCCUUCGGGUGCAAGGUGGAGGUAGAGGUGCUGCGGGGUCUCCUCAGGAAUCCUGUGCCCCUGCUCCUGGGGGUGCUGGGUCAGUUCCUGGUGAUGCCUUUGUAUGCCUACUGUAUAUCCCGGCUAGCUGUGCUGCCCAAAGCGCUCUCCCUGGGCCUGGUCAUCACCUGCUCAGCCCCUGGGGGAGGUGGGGGCUACCUGUACAGCCUGCUGUUGGGUGGAGACGUCACCCUGGCCAUCUCCAUGACCCUGGUGUCCACAGUGGUGGCAGCAGCAGCUAUGCCUUUGUCAUCAGCUUUUUACGGGUGGCUACUGGGGGUUCAUGCCGCCUUGCAUGUUCCAUUUGUGAAAAUCCUGGGCACCCUCCUCUUUAUUGCCAUCCCCAUCUCCCUGGGCAUGCUGGUGAAGCUGCGCCUGCCCGCCCUCACACGGGUCCUGCUUAAACUCAUACGGCCGUUUAGCCUGGUGCUCAUCGUUGGUGGCAUCUUUAUGGCUUACCAAAUGGGGUCAUCCAUCCUGGCCAAUCUGCAGCCGCAGAUUGUGGCAGUCGGGGUGACAGUGCCUUUGCUGGGGCUGGUGGUAGGAGCCGUCCUGGCCAAACUUGCGGGCCUGCCCCCACCUCAGAGGAAGACGGUCAGCAUCGAGGUGGGGGUCCAGAACAGUCUGUUGGCACUCGCUGUCAUGCAGUUGUCCUUCCGCCGUGAGGAGGCUGACUUUGCGUCCCAGGCACCCUUCAUUGUGGCCCUCAGCAGCACCUCAGAGAUGCUACUCAUCGUCCUGGGAUACUAUGCCCAUCGGAAGUUGUGUGGGUCUGCCGUCCCCAGGAGUGACGACUGAUUGUAGCCACAGUCCUUUUAUCUGAACUAUUUUUCAAAAAUGAACCCCUCAAACCUGUGGAAGUUUUGGCUACACAAUGCCAACAAUCACCGAUCCAUUCCUCACUGUUGUGGUACGCAGGACAGUGAAUGGACUUUUUUGUGCAUUGUCUUUGUUUUUCGUAUUUUUCAUGAAAACCAAAGGCCUUUUUCCCCUCCGAGACCUUUUUGUGUUUAUUUUACAGUAUGUACUUUUUAAAAUCAGAAAAUACUGUGAGGUACGUAAUGUAAAUAUUCCUAAAAAGAGAAAUACCUAUCAAAGAAAAGUUAUUUUUGUACCAGAUUACUUUUUGUAAUCAAGCAAAGAUUGAUUUGCAUCAUGUUUACAAGAGGUCCAUGUGUCUUAGCCUGGGGGAGAGCUUUGGGGGGGGGGGGUUAAGUAUAAACGUUUGUAAAUCAAACAGGAACAUGAUGGUGGUGUUUUUGAAAGUAUUUGCUACUGAUUGUGUUUUCUGGAUCUGCGAAUCCAUGUACUUGAAUAUUGGAGAGGAGAGAAGAAGAAAACAUAAAUAAAAACAUUGUUAAAGCAGA